This is a messenger RNA of Phytophthora nicotianae INRA-310, 2222 nucleotides long. RefSeq lists its product as hypothetical. The record is from RefSeq and is a predicted model, not a curated record. Gene Ontology annotation, molecular function: protein binding; zinc ion binding. The transcript is spliced from 2 exons. Lineage: Eukaryota; Oomycota; Peronosporomycetes; Peronosporales; Peronosporaceae. The coding region runs from base 228 to 1661 and encodes 477 amino acids.
UGGCCCCUCUCGCUCUCUCUCUCCCCUCUGUGUUCUCGGAGCUGGAAAGUCGAUCCGCGACAAAACGCCCCCAACUCGCCAAAAGGAAAGAAAGCGCCCGGAAGCCGCAGCCCAAAGCUCAGUCGUGCCAGUCCGGAACGUCGCCACAGGAAGACCAAACGCAUCGUCCACAGGAAGCCGCAGCCCCGCGCUUCUCUCUUCUCUCUACACACUCUCUCUCACACACAAUGAGCGCCAACUCGGACCGGAGGUGGAGCCUCGCGCGCGCCACCGAGUUCUUCAGCGGCGACGGCAAGCCCGACAUGCUUGACAUCCGCGGUAUGACGGCCGUAACGAAGGGCGCGGCCGGUAAGCGCGACAAGUUCCGCAAGAGCGUCUCUCGCUGCGGCGUGUCUAUCUACGGUCCGAAACACUCGGCCGCGUCGGCUGGAGACUCGGCCAACCGGGAGAAGAUCUUUAUCGAGGACCCGCGUGCUCCGUGCCUCAAUAUUGACUACUCGAACGACGCGUACCGCUUGUUACCGUCGUCUGAAAAGUUCUCGGCCCACACAGGCGUGUGUCAGAUCCUGGGCACCAAGUGUAUCCGCGGCGGGAAACAUCGUAUCAGGGUGGGCGACAUCAUUCGCUUCGGCAGUGUCGGUCUGUUGGUCACGGAGAUCGACACGGGAGGCGUCGGCCCGAACGACGCGACACUGAGCCCCUCAGAGGUCAACAGCCUCAUCCAACGCGUCGUGUGCCACGAUGAAGCCCUGGCCGACGUGGACAGCGGCAUGGACACGGACGACGAGAACGGAGACGCGUCGGGUAACGACGAAUCCAAGCCCCGCUCGUCUCUGCAGAGGCAGAGCACCAGCGCCAUCUGCUACGUGUGCUAUGACGAGACAGAGGACGACAACCCGCUCAUCGCUCCUUGCAAGUGCUCGGGCGACACGAAAUACAUCCAUUUGAACUGCCUCAAGCGCUGGAACACGAACGGCGAGAAGAAUGAGAUCUGUACCGUACUGGACGAAAGUAACGCCCGCACCUGCUCCAUCUGUAAGGCCCCGUAUCCCAGCAAGACGCGGCUGCCCAAUGGCAAGGUACUGUCACUCCUGCCAGACAGACUGAACCCCCCGUGUAUCAUGUUCCAAGUCGUGACGAAGCACUCGUCAUCAACACUGAACUUGUCCACGCGCUACCAGUUGAGCUACAAGAUGCUCAUGGACAACGACAUUCAUCGGCCACUUAUGGUCGGACGCUCGUCGCAGUGCGACCUGGUGCUCAAGUACCGCACAGUGUCGACUAUCCACGCCGAGAUCCACUACUCGAAGGGCGAGUUCUUCCUCAAGGACGCCGGUAGCUCUAACGGCACGCUGCGGUACAUUUACCGUCCGUUGACGCUGCAUAACAACCAAUCGCUGCACGUCAAGUUCGGCCGCACGGUAUUAUCCAUCAAGCCGACCAAGAAGAUCCGACUGCCGCACUUCUUCGGCACGGCCGGCCACCUCCACGCCAGUGGCUCACGAAUGGAAGACAGCGGCGUCCAGGACGACGACGAGCUGUCCAACACGUCCACUCCUCGUAACAAUAGAAUCCGAUACUACGCGGCGCAGCAACAGGUGCCGACGCAGCAGCAACAGCGCCAGAAUUUGCAGACGCAGAUGCAAAACUUAGAUCUGUAACGACGCAAAAUGUGUGCGCGCUCGUUGGCUUGGACCGGAUUCCGUUUGCGUCAAGACUUCCCUUCCCCGCCGCCAUCGGCCGAGCCGCUCUUGUACCAUCACCUUCAAGAGCCGAUGCUUGGGAUAUCGAUCACCUUCGACUUUGGCCUUCCCGUGCCUCUUUGUUUUAAUUACUUAUUCGACCCAAGACACCCAGAAAAAAAAACUACAGAAACAGAAGAGAGGCCGGUAGCAGCAAAUUUAUUUGUCUGUGAAUGAAGUGACCACGUCGUCUGAAUGAAGAAAAAGUAUACCAGAAAAAAGAUGAAGUUAUGGUGGUGUGCGGUUGGAGCAAUCGCUACCUGGUUGGCGAACGAGUGCCGAUAGUAAACGUUACCGCGUAAGUUCGGGCACAUCGUGGUGGUAUUGGAAGUAGCGGUGCGAACCUGGCCUACAGCGUUUAGGAACAUUCAUAUUCUACAUCUUGUAAUAACAGUUUGCGAAUUGGCUUUCUAAAUUUUAGCAAGAACGCAAGAUAAACAACAUCAACACGUAGUUUUCAGCAAUUGCGUUUUUGCAGCA